This is a messenger RNA of Aureobasidium melanogenum CBS 110374, 1119 nucleotides long. Its product is annotated as FMN-linked oxidoreductase. The transcript has a single exon. Gene Ontology annotation, molecular function: FMN binding; NADPH dehydrogenase activity. The coding region runs from base 1 to 1119 and encodes 372 amino acids. Lineage: Eukaryota; Fungi; Ascomycota; Dothideomycetes; Dothideales; Saccotheciaceae. The record is from RefSeq and is a predicted model, not a curated record.
AUGUCAGCAACGAAACUUUUCGAACCGCUCAAGCUGGGCACGGUUCAGCUUCAGCACCGUGUGGUCAUGGCACCUCUGACCCGACGUCGCGCCGACAAGGACCACGUUCAAUUGCCUAUGGCGAAGGACUAUUAUACACAAAGAACAUCUCCAGGAGGCCUUAUCAUUGCGGAAGCAAUUCUCAUCUCUCCCGAGCACGGCGGAUUCAGUCAUGCGCCUGGUAUUUACACGGAAGCUCAGAUUGCGCGUUGGAAGGAAAUCACAGAUGCCGUUCAUGCCAAGGGAGGUUACAUCUACGCUCAACUGGUCUCUGUCGGUCGAGCAGCAGAUCCUAAUGUCUUGAAAGAGGAAGGAAACUUUCCUGUCAUUAGCUCGAGCGAAGCACCGCUCAACGAAGGACCGGACUCAAUCCCUAAGGCCUUGACCGAAGAAGGAAUCCAAAGAGCUGUGGAGACUUUCGCUCAAGCAGCCAAGAAUGCUAUCAAAGCAGGCUUUGACGGUAUAGAACUCCAUGGUGCAAACGGUUAUCUCAUCGACCAAUUCACCCAGGACACCUGUAAUCGCCGCACCGACUCCUACGGCGGCAACAUUGAGAAUCGAUCACGCUUCGCCCUCGAAGUUUCCCAAGCCUGCGUCAACGCUGUUGGUUCUGAACACGUUGGUUUCCGCAUCAGUCCCUUCAGCACUUUCCAAGGCAUGAAAAUGGACGACCCCAUACCUCAAUUCUCGCAUCUAGUCCAAGGACUCAAGCAACAGCGACUGGCUUACUUGCACAUCAUCGAAUCUCGCGUCAUCAACAGCGUCGACUGCGAGAAAACAGAAGGCAUCGAGCCCUUCCUCGAGAUCUGGGAUAACGUUUCUCCUGUCCUGGUUGCUGGUGGCUUUUCUCCGCAAUCGGCGAAAUUCGCUGUUGAUGAAGAAUACAAAGCAUAUGAUACUGCUGUUGUUUUUGGACGUCAUUUUAUCGCUAAUCCGGAUUUGCCCGAGAGGAUUUUGAAGGGAGUCGAGUUGAACAAGUAUGAUAGGAGUACGUUUUAUUCGCCGAUGCAGAAGGAGGGGUAUCUGGAUUAUCCGUUUUAUGAGAACAAGCAAAGUCUGGAUGUAGAAGUUGAGGUAUAA